Molecule: messenger RNA, 366 nt
Organism: Hydatigera taeniaeformis
Lineage: Eukaryota; Metazoa; Platyhelminthes; Cestoda; Cyclophyllidea; Taeniidae
Source: the annotation of a GenBank genome assembly
GUCUUCAGGCGUUUGGUGAUCCUGAUCGCCGAUCACGCACGUGUCACAGCGGCAGGGGAGGCGUCGUUGGCGCAGGCCAAGUCGGCCACUGAAGCGGCCCGACGGCUGAUGACAAACACUGAAGGUGAUCAAGAGGACUCCUCGGAUCACGAAAGUGAUGCCCUUCGUGACGAAAUUGAUGCGCUAAAAGCCAAACUGGACACCGAGGUGACUGCUCGCAAGGCCGCAGAGACCCAGAUGGAGGCCCUUAAGAAGCAAGCUGAGCAGGUGUCAAAGGAGUACGAUCGUGUUUCCUCUGAGUGUCAACAGUUGCAGAAAGAACUGGCUGCGGUAACUGGCGAUGGCGGAGACAAGAAGAAGGACUAG